Eutrema salsugineum is the source of this 824-nucleotide messenger RNA. RefSeq names its product E3 ubiquitin-protein ligase RNF170. The transcript is spliced from 5 exons. Gene Ontology annotation, molecular function: ubiquitin protein ligase activity. The record is from RefSeq and is a predicted model, not a curated record. Bases 109 to 666 code for a protein of 185 amino acids. NCBI's taxonomy places the organism in Eukaryota, Viridiplantae, Streptophyta, Magnoliopsida, Brassicales, Brassicaceae.
ACCGAUCUGAGUUCCGAUGGACCGCCACAAUCACCGACUCGAAAUCUUUCAAAGUGGUACGAAAAUUUCAGAAAGGACAGCGAAAGGCGAAGGAGAAGAGAAUCGGAGAUGAAUAGGCCGCCGGAGAACGAUCUUUGUUCGAUAUGCCAUGCCCACUUCACCGCUCCUUGCCAAGCUAAUUGCUCCCAUUGGUUCUGCGGAAACUGCAUUAUGCUAGUGUGGAGGCAUGGAUCCACAUUACAGCCAUGCAAAUGCCCAUUGUGUCGUCGUCCAAUAAGUUUGCUCGUUCCUUCGGAGGAAACAAUCAGUGACCGUAAUGACCGUACAGUCGCCGAGGUUCUUGGCAAUCUUGAAACGUAUAACCGACUCUUUGGCGGACGAUCAAGUAGUUUAGUUCAGAGGAUGCAAGACCUACCCUUCUUACUCCGCAGGUUGAUGCGGGAAAUGAUGGAUCCACAAAGAACGCUUCCACUUGUCAUUAGGGCUCGAGUUUAUAUCGCAAUGAUUCUCAGUGCUGUUUACAUUAUCAGUCCAAUAGAUAUCAUUCCAGAAGGAGUUCUGGGGAUAGUCGGUUUGCUUGAUGAUCUGCUCAUAGCCUUGAUUUGUUUCCUCCAUGUUGCUGCUCUGUACCGCUCGGUUCUCUAUUUCCGUCAUGCCGGUUCGUGAAUCAAUGAUUUUUAACAUUAUACGUCACAGUGGACGAACUGAGAGAUGUGUUUACCUUUUAUUUUUGUCUUUUGGUCAUUUCCCUCUGUAAAAUACCCAAUGGUUCUUUUUGACUACUGAAACUGAAAUGGGUGAUGAUAGGAUCAUAGAACAAAAAA